GUCAGUCGGUCGGUCGGUCGGUCGGUCGGUCGUCGGUGGUCAAUCUGUCAGGUUUCGCUAGUAGAAAAAGUGAUUUAAUUUGUACGAUUCGCAAAACUGCCGAAAAUCCAAAAGGCAAAGUUCAGUGUGCUCUUCCAUUGUGUUUAAUAUUCUAUCCACGGCUGACAGUCUGUGUCCGGUCCAGUCCAGCAGAGUGCUGUUUGGUGGUAGGAAUCUUGUUGCAAUUGUUUCAUCUGUCAGCUACAAACAAAUCUCCCCGGCGUAAGUACCAGCGGGUGGAUGAGUCCCGUAUUUCCCGAGCAGGAACUUGCGAACGGUGGAAAGUCGGUGACUUUCGGAGCGGUAAACAUUUGACCCCCGACCGGCGGUGGCAUGAAAACCUCCAAGAAGUACAUCAUCGGGCUGUCGGCCCUGCUCAUCAUUCUGGUCGGUUGCGGACUAGCCGUUGGCAGGGCUUUGAACGGUAAUGACGAAGACGCGUACGACGAGACACCCAAGUCGGUAAAGCAGAUUCUCACCGAUAUCCGCAACCUGAUGGAAGACAACUCCAUCACAGCGUACAUCAUUCCCUCGGUAGAUGCCCACAUCAGUGAGUAUAUUUCCGCACACGAUAAACGUCUUCAGUACGUAACGAACUUCACCGGAUCCGCCGGAACAGCCAUCAUUACCUUGCGGGAGGCGGCUCUAUGGACCGAUUCACGCUAUCAUCUGCAGGCGGAAAAUCAGCUGGACUCGGAUCUAUGGACUCUGAUGAGAGAGGGUUUGGCGGAUGUUCCAACGCGUGACGACUGGCUACUGGAGAAGCUUUCCUCGUGGUCCCAGGUUGGAACGGAUCCCUUUCUGAUAACCUCGACCGAAUUCGAACGUCUAUCGAGGGUCCUGAAUGCCGGUGGUCUACGAUUGGUGACACUCGAACGUAAUCUGGUGGACAGCGUUUGGAACAACCGUCCACCGCAGGUCAGCGAACCAUUGAUUCCGCUGGAUAUCAAGUAUUCAGGGAAGCGGGCAUCCGAAAAGAUCGCAGACCUUCGGAAAGAACUGAUAGAAAAGAAAGCUUCGGCAAUCGUUAUCACCGGUCUGGAUGAAAUCGCUUGGCUCUUCAAUCUGCGCGGGUCGGACAUCCGCAACACUCCAGUAUUCUUCGCAUACGCCAUCGUUUCCGAUAGUGAGAUCAUACUAUUCACCAAUCCGGAUCGGAUCAACGACACCAUUAGAAAUCAUUUCCGGUCGGAAGGUAUCGAAGUUACGGUUCGGGAAUACGACGAUAUUCUCGCCGGGGUUAAAGAACUGGUGGAAACUCGGGGGAACGUGAUCAUCUCCACCUCCUGUAGUCAUGCGUUUUAUGCUCAAAUUCCAGCUGAUCAACGAAUUCAACUGUACAGUCUGGUGGCAACUAAACGAGCGGUGAAAAAUUCUGUGGAAGGCGAAGGAAUGCGUCGAGCUCACGUCCGGGAUGGUGCCGCUCUUGUUCGUUAUCUGCAUUGGCUAGAGGAGAACGUCGACUCGGGCAAUAUAACCGAACUGUCCGGAGCAAGUCAACUACGCGAAUUUCGUAGCAUGCAGAAAGAUUUUGUUGGUCUAAGCUUCACGGCUAUCAGUGCAUUUGGAUCCAAUGCAGCCAUUGUCCAUUACAGUCCAACGGAAGAAACGGAUACUCUGAUAACACGAGACAAUAUCUACCUCAUCGAUUCCGGUGGUCAGUACAGGGACGGAACAACCGACGUAACCCGAUCAGUGCACAUGGGUGAACCAACCGCUUUCCAGAAGGAAGCUUUCACGAGAGUGCUUAAAGGUUUCCUGAGUCUCGGCUCGGCAGUAUUUCCACCGAAAACUUCCGGAACGUUCUUCGAUGCCAUGGCCCGUCGUGCCCUGUGGGAUGUUGGUCUGGAUUAUGGACACGGGACGGGUCACGGGAUUGGGUCAUACCUCGGAGUUCACGAGUAUCCACCCUCGCUAGUGUCCAGCACGGUAUCGCCGGGAAAUGUCGGCCUACAGGAAAAUAUGUUCACCUCGAACGAACCCGGCUACUACGAAGCGGAUCAGUUCGGUAUCCGAUUGGAGGAUAUCGUACAGGUCGUCAAAGCCGACGUUCGGUAUGACUUUGCCGGUCGGGGAGCGUUGACAUUCUACGCCAACACGGUGGCUCCGCUGCAAACCAAGCUGAUGGAUUUGACGUUGAUGAGUGAGCACGAGGUGAAUCUGGUGAACAGCUACCAUGAACGGGUCCUGAAAGAAGUUGGUCCAUUACUGUUGGAACAGAAUGCCAACGAGGCUCAUGCUUGGUUGGUGCAGCAAACCAAGGCUAUUGUUAAGACGUAAACAUGUAAAUAAACUGCGAAAUUUGUAGUAAUUUU
Molecule: messenger RNA, 2354 nt
Organism: Malaya genurostris
Lineage: Eukaryota; Metazoa; Arthropoda; Insecta; Diptera; Culicidae
Product: xaa-Pro aminopeptidase 1-like
Exons: 5
Coding region: 373-2319 (648 amino acids)
Molecular function (GO): metalloaminopeptidase activity
Source: RefSeq, a predicted model, not a curated record